GUCGACUGCAAAGCGAACGAAAGGCUGCUGCUUCUGUCCGUGCAAUCCUCCUCCUCAUCAUCACGAGUGGACGAACCGUCGCCGCCUUUCCUUCGCAUUCGUGUCCGUUUUGGAGCCGCGGUGAUGUCCGUCGCGGGGUUGAAGAAGCAGUUCCACAAAGCCACGCAGGUACGUCGCCGUGCGCGCGCAUCCUCGCCAGCAAACACGACGCGCCGGGCUGCCUCCAAACGCAGCAUUCCAACACGUUCGUCGACAUUUCCUCACGCUCUUGCAGUUUGUCAAACCGUUUUCAAAGAAUGGGCGUGUGUGGAUGCUGUCUUCUGGGUGGCUGGCACGCGCACGGUGGGAUGUAAUGUUACGUAACAGAAAGGUCUUUGAGACGGCGCCCGUGAUUGGCUGUUGCCGCACACCACAGGGAAUUCCCUCCAUCCUCCAUCACAGCAUCUGUCUCUCGCCAUCGUCCUCAACCCGGCCCAUCCCGACCCAGGACGUCCAUACUUCACCUUUGGCCGUGCCCAAUGGUUUUGUGCGUCCCUGAACCCACCUGCGUCGUGAUCCUGUUUGAGGUCUGCAAGUGGGACAAAUCUCGGCCUGCGCGUGUUUGCGUGAACGUUAGUGCACGGCCGCCGCCGCCAUCAUCAGACACCGGAAACGUGACACCUCGAUCACCUGAGUGAAUCAAAUAUCAGGCGAGAGAAGCUGUACGGUCUUCACCCUGACUUCUUUUUUGUUACGUGCUUUUUUUCGUGAAGAAAAAUAGCACUUUAUUGUAUCAAACCUCGCCUUUUAAAGCUAUAUGCACUCAACAGUCACAGAUACUACAGUAGAGCACGUGGACGGCGACCCCAGUGGACAAAAGUAAUAGCAAAUAGUACAUGGGAUUGUAUUUAAUAAUGCAAAAUCAAUUUUCCUUAGAAUACCCAAGUAUUUUAAUUGAUAGACUACUUGUUUCUAAGAAUAUUCCAAAACUGCAGCCCUACUUGUGAGUUGUUAUGCCAUCUCUUACGCCAUAUUAUUGCCAAAUGACUUUGUUGCCAGGUCACCAUGGUUACCAUCGUCCUGAUGGUGCAGCGGGCUUUAAUUUCACAGCAAGCCCAAAAGGCUUUUGUUUUGGCGGGCUCUUGAAUGUAAGAUACCAAAAUACCCUCCAGCCUAAUUACCUCCCCGCUACCCAGUGUUCAGAGGAUGGUGUCGCCAUGACAACGUGCGAGGGGCAAGCGAGUGCAACUCGCACUGUGGUUGGCUGGUUCAAUAAUUGAUGGCCCUCGAGGGAAUCACACGUGACGUUCGCGCGCGCGCGCGUGUGUUUGUGUGUUUGUGUGUUGACGUUUGCGUCGACUUGCCAUUAAAGUUGACGGGGUGCUCAUCUGUCGCCAUAUAGAAGAUCUCUGCAGUCGUGUUUCCACUUCCUGUCUGAGUGCGUAGACGCGUCUGGAGCGAAUGUGCACGCACGCACACACACGAGGCGGGAAUCGUGGAAUAACUUCCGGAGAUGCUUAUGCGGCGUGAGGAGUGCCCGAGGGCUGCGUCUCCAUGGCAACUGCAUCCUCCAUCCUGUUUGCGCCUUGAUGCUCUUUUGGGUCUUUGCCCUGCUCGUGUGGGAGGAGUCGUGAGUUUUGUUUGUACUCUCUCGUGAGCGAGCGCAGCUUCGUUAUACUCUUCUUCACACUCUUCUUCAAGUUCUUCCUCACUCUUCACACGAUUCUUCACGUUCCUUACACUCUUCUUCAUGCUCUUCUCUAUCCACACACUUUCCUUGACGCUUUUAAUGCUCUUCUUCGCUCAUCAGACUCUUCCUCACUCGCUUCACCCUCUUCGUGCUCUUCCUCACCCCGUUCAUAAACUUCAUCGCGCUCUUCUCCCUCGGCAGAAAGUCAGCGAGAAGGUGGGCGGCGCCGAAGGAACCAAGCUAGACGAUGACUUUAAAGAAAUGGAGAAGAAAGUGGACGUGACAAGCCGAGCGGUUCUGGACAUCAUGACCAAAACCACCGAGUACUUGCAGCCCAACCCGGCCUCCAGAGCCAAACUCAGCAUGAUCAACACUGUGUCCAAAAUCCGCGGCCAGGAGAAGGGUCCUGGGUACCCGCAGGCCGAGUCGGUCCUGGGAGACGCCAUGUUGAAGUUCGGCCGGGAACUCGGGGACGACUCCUGCUUUGGCCUGGCGCUGAUGGACGCGGGCGAGGCGAUGAAGGAGCUGGGCGAGGUGAAGGACGCUCUGGACAUGGAGGUGAAGCAGAACUUCAUCGACCCGCUGCAGAACCUCCAUGACAAAGACCUAAAGGAGAUCCAGCACCACCUGAAGAAGAUGGAAGGUCGCCGCCUGGACUUCGACUACAAGAAGAAGCGUCAGGGCAAGGUGCAGGACGACGAAAUCAAGCAAGCGCUGGAGAAGUUUGACGAGAGCAAGGAGAUCGCCGAGCAGAGCAUGUUCAACCUUCUGGAGAGCGAUAUUGAGCAGGUGAGCCAGCUGGCGGCGCUGGUCCAGGCCCAGUUGGAGUACCACAGUCGCACGGCUCAGAUCCUCCAGCAGCUCUCCGGCAAGAUGGACGACAGGAUAAAGCAAGUGUCCAGUAAGCCCAGGAAGGAGUUUGUUCCCAAACCGCGGAUGACCUUGGAGCUGCUGCCACCCAGUGAGAGCCACAAUGGCGGCCUCCACUCUGCAAAAUCGCCCGGAAGAUCACCAGCCCCGCUGGACCAGCCGUGCUGCCGGGCGCUCUACGACUUUGAGCCGGAGAACGACGGCGAGCUGGGCUUCAAGGAGGGCGACGUCAUCACGCUGACCAAUCAGAUCGACGACAACUGGUACGAGGGGAUGAUCCACGGCCACUCGGGCUUCUUCCCCAUCAACUACGUCGACAUCCUGGUGCCGCUGCCGCAUUAAGGCCCCGCCGCCCGCACGGCCAUCGCCACGGUGCUGUUUUGGCAUCCUCCUCCUCUUCUUCCUCCUCCUGCGUCUUCUUCUGCUUCGUGCGACUACGUCGACGUCGAGGCUGCGGGAGUCGAGGGGAAGAAGAGCGAGCAAAUGACCACAUGAUGAUGUUUGCUGGCUCAGAGCUCCGCGCCGCCGGGCAGCGCCGCUACCGAGUGGGGUCGCCCCCCUGUGUGUGUGUGUGUGCGUGCGUGCGUGUGUGCGUGCAUGUCGUCUUGUUUGCGUCGUUCCUGUCAGGGCGCCGUCGCAUGGCUCUCGCCUCGUCUUCUUUUCCUUCUUCUUACACCACUUCGGGCUGUUUGCAUGAGCUAGCCCUUCUAGUCAAGCAGCAAUGCAUCAUGGGAUCACAGCAAUAAGUUCAAAAGAAAAAGGUUGGCGGUGUCGGGCGGGCUUAGGGGGACACUUCCAAGUCGAGUGUUUUGUGUCGCGAGGCUGCUUGCUGACUUGCUUUCUUUUUUUAUGUGGCUUUUGCAUGCGGGACCGAUUAAUUGAUUGAUCGAUCGAUCGAUCGAUUGAUCGGUGUUACAUGUGUCACGAGGUCACCGUGGUGAAUUGUGAGUGAUUUAGUGGCAAGCGCAGCAGUCGCCGUGGCUUUAUUAAACUUCACAAGUCGGCUGUAUUCAACCCGAGCGGCAACGCAAAGCGCACGAGUGUACCGUGCCGCGCCGUACGUUCCCACGGCGAGGGCGCUCGGUGGCGACCGAUGUGGUCGUCUUGUGCGCAUGCCGGCGUCCUCCGCGUCCGCGAGAGGAACCGGAACAGUGUUCGGCCACCUUAACGGUUCUGUAUUCACUGCCAGCGACGGUCGCUAAUGGCGAAAGUGUUCACAUACUGAGUGAGUAUUUAUCACAGCGGCGGGAAGGAGAAAAGUUCAAAUACUCCCUCACUGUACUUAUGUUAAUUUGUUGUUGUUGUUCACUUCCUACAUUGAAAACGCAGUAGUUAUAACAACAAAGUCAUAAGGUUGUCAAAACACUUAUUACAAUACUACAGUUACUUUUUCUCAACCUCCACAGAAGCCGACAGAACGUAAAAUAAGAUGCAAAUAGAGAUAAGGUCAACUUGAGAUCCUGAUUGAUCGAUCGAUCGAUCGAUUGAUUGAUUGAUUGAAGUCUCACGAGGGGACAGCAGUGACAUUGAGGAACGCGAACCGGGAAGCAGAAAAUGACGGCAGCGGCAGAAUCGAACAGAGAAUUGUUCCAUGUUGUCGACUUUAAGAAUGAUUUGUGGCCUUGCGUCUUGUGCCAGCCUAAAAACCAGCAGCUUCGGGCCUUCAAAAAUUGCCCAUCUCAUCGGAAAAAAAGAACUUAAGUGUAUUUUUUUUCAGUUGUUAUUCAGGAGCUCAUUUCACAUCUUUUGUACCUCAGUUCACAACGUGGGAGCAAGUUGUUUUGCGCUCAUAAAAGUCGAGCUAAUGCUAGCUAGUUUUCGCGAUAGCAUAAAAGUGGAGCCUACGCUUAAGGACACGUCAGUCUGUACUUUUUUACAUCAGUUCAGCAAGUAAAUCAGUACUUCUACGUUCACUGGAGUCUUUUUUCUUUAACACAUGUACUUCGACUUAAGUGUAGAUUGUGAGUACUUUAGCCGCCUCUGAUUUAGCAAAGCACAAGGUGACAUUUUGAAGAAUGAGUGAUCCUGCCAUAUGUAAAAACACAACCACUAUCAAUAUGAACAUCUUUUCACGGCGAGGGCAAUAAGAAUGGAUAUUCCAAUAAACUAAUCCACGUUUGUGGGCUGCAUGCUUUGGUGGCCUGACGCUCUGUCCGAGAGCUUUUUCUUCAUGUUGAUUUUGUCUCCGUCGAUGGCGAUGUGUAUUUUGUCCUCGGUGAGGGACCCGUGCGGCCUUCGCCGUCACGUCACGUCGCGCAGAGUGACGUACUUGAAGAUGUGCGCUGCGGCAUUUUGCCGGCUGGAGCAGAACCGGUGCGAUCGUGUGACCUCGCUUUGCCUCGCGGCUGUACAAAAUAGCCUCACGUCUAACCUGGUGUCUUCUGCCGAGCUACGCGUGUACCUUAUUUAUUGUAUUUAUUUAUUCCUGUCUUAUUUUAAUUUUUUUUUUACACCUGUGGCGUACAUUGGCGACGCGAGGUGGUCCACGCUAGCCAGUGUUACUAACUGUUGCUCUCCUCGUAUUGGAUGACAAUGUUAUAAAAGACCAAUUUGUGUAUAUCUGCUUGUUGUGAACGAGACCUGCAAUGUACUGACAAUAAAGGAUAAACACGA
Molecule: messenger RNA, 5152 nt
Organism: Phyllopteryx taeniolatus (common seadragon)
Lineage: Eukaryota; Metazoa; Chordata; Actinopteri; Syngnathiformes; Syngnathidae
Product: endophilin-A1-like
Exons: 7
Coding region: 1730-2881 (383 amino acids)
Biological process (GO): synaptic vesicle uncoating
Cellular component (GO): presynapse; glutamatergic synapse; cytoplasm
Molecular function (GO): protein binding
Source: RefSeq, a predicted model, not a curated record